This is a messenger RNA of Podospora anserina S mat+, 822 nucleotides long. RefSeq lists its product as uncharacterized. NCBI's taxonomy places the organism in Eukaryota, Fungi, Ascomycota, Sordariomycetes, Sordariales, Podosporaceae. The transcript has 4 exons. Bases 1 to 822 code for a protein of 273 amino acids. Gene Ontology annotation, molecular function: tRNA guanylyltransferase activity; magnesium ion binding. Gene Ontology annotation, biological process: tRNA modification. The record is from RefSeq and is a predicted model, not a curated record.
AUGACUGUUACAAACAUGAGUUUGGCAUCACUUCCUAACCUUUCAUUCUGCUUGACUAGAUUCUCAAGCAAAUAUGGUUUCGAAAAACCAAACGACAGGCGAGCUCUGGAUCUCAUGAACGCUGCCGCUCAGGCAGUCAUGUAUGAGAUACCAGAGGUCACCAUAGCCUACGGAAUCAGCGAUGAAUACAGCUUCGUCUUCCACAAGUCAUGCACCCUCUUCGAAAGACGCUCAAGCAAACUCGUCACCACAAUCGUAUCAACCUUCUCAUCCUACUACAUCCACCUCUGGUCAACCUACUUCCCCGACACCCCCCUGUCACCCCCCUUACCCAGCUUCGACGGCAGAGCAGUCUGCUACCCCAGCGUGCAGAACCUCCGGGACUACAUGAGCUGGAGGCAGGUAGACUGCCACAUCAACAACCUCUACAACACCACCUUCUGGGCUCUCAUACAGAAAGGUGGCAUGGGAAAUCUCGAGGCGGAAGAGUUGCUCAAGGGGACGUAUGCUGCCGACAAGAACGAGAUUUUGUUUUCCAAGUUUGGCAUAAACUACAACAACGAGCCAGAGAUUUAUAAGAAGGGGAGUGUGCUGUUCCGGGGUCUGGUAGACCCAGCCACCCACAACGCAGCAGCCGAAGCAGAUAGCCUGGCCGAGCCAGUCCAGCAAUCCAAGAACCAGACAGAAAGCGACAAAAAGAGGAGGGCCAAGGCCAGGAUAGUGAUUGAGCACCUUGACAUCAUCAAGGAUGAAUUCUGGGACCGGAGGCCCUGGUUGCUAUCUAACAAGCCGGGCAAGGUUCCCAAGGAGACCUGUCUCUAA